Procambarus clarkii (red swamp crayfish) is the source of this 1693-nucleotide messenger RNA. RefSeq lists its product as uncharacterized. Gene Ontology annotation, cellular component: extracellular region. Gene Ontology annotation, molecular function: chitin binding. NCBI's taxonomy places the organism in Eukaryota, Metazoa, Arthropoda, Malacostraca, Decapoda, Cambaridae. The record is from RefSeq and is a predicted model, not a curated record.
GUUUCUCACAGUCAACCAUCAGCUCUCCAGAAGUCGCUCCUUCACCUGCUGUUGCUGCUACACCCAGGGUUUACCCUCCAGUCUCUGCUACACCCAGGGUGUUAACUCUACCGUGUGUUGAGUAGUAACCAGAUCUUCACCAUGAUCAUUGCUAUCACCAUCCUCCUUGCAGCGUGUGGCGGUGCCCUGGGGAGGGCGCCCAGGCAGCUCGGUACGCCCGUCAACGAGGUACCCAACUCAAUCCCAGUGGAUCAAGGGGAAGGAAGUCUUCCAGUGGUGGUCAACCCCAUCCCGGCAGCCAAUCCUCAGCUCAGCCCCCAGGUCAUACCCCAAGCCAACCCCAUCCAGCUUGGGGUUCGACCCCAGACGCUACCCCAGGUGUUCCCCAGUGGUAAUGCCGUCCUGGAAGAUGCCCAGAUCGGCCACCUGCUGAGAACAGCGCCCGCAGGAUCCCAGCUGCUGAGAACGACUGCGCCUGUGGGUAGCCUCCUGUCUCGUCUUCCAGAUAAUGCUACCCUUAUCAGGACAAAUAUUGUCGACACCUUCAGCUGCAGUGGACGGGUGUACGGAUACUACGCUGACCAGGACAACGACUGCCAGAUCUUCCACGUGUGUCUGCCACUACAACAGCUUUACCCUGCCAACUUCACCAAAGAGACUACCUUCACUUUCAGCUUUAUCUGCCCUCAAUAUACCAUCUUUAGUCAGGACUCGCUGACCUGCGCCUGGGAGUCGGAAGCUCUGCCGUGUGAGGCCGCUGCUACUCUCUAUGGCAUCAACGACAGCUUCUUCAAGAAGAUCAGGGACAGCGACGGCAAGGAACGCUACGCUCAGCUCGGUGAAAACUUCUCCCCGUCGUCCGCUGGCUCGGGCGCCAUAUUCAACAUCCCCUAGUCCCUAAAGACCUCCAACAGUUGUUCGCCCUGAGAUACGCAAGAGAAGGGGAACAUGGGACUCUCUUCCCAGGGCAUGCAUGAUAAGAGAAGGUCUCACAGGUCUCUCUUGGGGAAUAAGGGGCAUUGUGGGCAUGGGUAUAACUCUGUACAAUGACUGUCUUCGCUAGUCCUUUCCUAACGCUCAUCAACGUGUGAUGAUGCAGCUUUUCUGGGCAUUAUUGUCUUUGUAUUUGUUAAGUGAUCGGUUGACUAUUGCACACUUGGGUACUAGUUCCGGUGUUAACCCCGGGCCUUCUGUCGGCGAGAAUCAACUAGGGGUCCCCAUAGUACCCUCUAGUGGUAGAAGUCUGAACCACAGGCCCACUGGCGGCGAGUAAGUCAACUAGGGCCCUAGAGUAUACUCUCCAGUGGUAGAAGUCUGAACCACGGGCCCUCUGGCGGCGAGUAAGUCAACUAGGGCCCUAGAGUAUACUCUCCAGUGGUAGAAGUCUGAACCACAGGCCCACUGGCGGCGAGUAAGUCAACUAGGGCCCUAGAGUAUACUCUCCAGUGGUAGAAGUCUGAACCACGGGCCCUCUGGCGGUGAGGGAGUCAACUAGGACCCCACUGGUGGCCGGCAGUGAACCAGGAGACAGUGAUGAAUGAUCUUCUCAAGAGAGAGAGGUCAAGAAGCCUGGCUCUCCUGGUUCCACUGACACAUACCAUUAGGGCUUACCAAGUUAGGUUAGGUGGGUUACUAAUGUUUACAACUGUACCUGGAUCAAUUAAUAUAUGCAAUAAAGACAGCAACUUAUGGA